AUGGACAUCGAGCCUGAGCCCCCUGCACCUGACGACUCGCCAGACUGGCGUUACCCCUUGCUGCAAUGCCUCGUCGAUGGCACUCUGCCUUCAGACCAGGCUAAGGCAAGGCGUGUGGCUCGUCGCGCCAAGACCUUUGUCCUCCUCGACGGAGAAAUGUAUAGGCGCAGCCCCUCGGGCAUCCUUAUGCAUUGCAUCCCACGUCGGGAGGGAAUCAAGCUCCUGCAGGACAUACACUCGGGGGCUUGUGGCCACCACGCCGCGCCUCGGACGCUGGUAGGGAAUGCCUUCCGGCAAGGCUUCUACUGGCCCACCACCGUGGCCGACGCCACGGAGAUCGUACGAACCUGUGAGGGAUGCCAGUUUUACGCCCAGCACAUUCAUCUCCCUGCUUAG
Molecule: messenger RNA, 396 nt
Organism: Sorghum bicolor (sorghum)
Lineage: Eukaryota; Viridiplantae; Streptophyta; Magnoliopsida; Poales; Poaceae
Exons: 1
Coding region: 1-396 (131 amino acids)
Source: RefSeq, a predicted model, not a curated record